AUGGCGCUUUACAUCCGACAGCUUAACAUCAACGACCUCGAACGGUCUCUCGUCGUCGAGACGGCAGCGUUCCCUCCCGCAGAGGCGGCCACUCGUGAAAAGAUCGAGUACCGCUUGACCGUCUGUCCCGAGCUUUGCGUCGGUCUUUUUCUUCGCGCUGGAGCAGAGUUGCCCGCUCAAGCCCCUCAGGACAUCCCCAUCAUCACCGAGGGUGCUUCAGACGACGAUGUCCUGAUUGGACACGUCAUUUCCACAAUGUCGACAAACAAGCCUGUGCGGGAUGAGGACAUGGCUUGUCCGCCCGAGUGGAAGGCCAACCCGCAAGCUGACUACGAGGUUGGUCACAAGAAGAAUGGCACGACGAUUGCACUGCACUCACUAGCCGUCUCGCCCAAGUACCAGAGGUCUGGUUUCGGCAAGGCGCUCAUGGCGGCGUAUGUCGGCCAGAUGAAGAAGGCUGGCAGGGCUGAGAGAAUCUCGAUUCUCACCUAUGACCGCCUUGUGCCUUACUACCAGAAGCUUGGAUUCGAGCACUACGGAAAAAGUGAAUCGGAAUAUGCCGGAGUGGCCUGGCAUGAUCUAUCAUACGUUUUCUAA
Molecule: messenger RNA, 597 nt
Organism: Fusarium keratoplasticum
Lineage: Eukaryota; Fungi; Ascomycota; Sordariomycetes; Hypocreales; Nectriaceae
Product: N-acetyltransferase domain-containing protein
Exons: 3
Coding region: 1-597 (198 amino acids)
Cellular component (GO): cytoplasm
Molecular function (GO): aralkylamine N-acetyltransferase activity
Source: RefSeq, a predicted model, not a curated record